AGGUGCCGCUCCUCCCCAGCUCCCAGGCCGAGGGCGCAGCUCCGCCCCGCCUUCCGCGGAGGCAGCCGUCCCCUACAUCCGGGUACUGACUCCAGCCGCCCAGACUCUGGCACUAUGGUCAUGGCGGAGGGGACGGCUGUGCUGAGGCGAAACAGGCCGGGCACCAAGGCUCAGGAUUUCUAUAAUUGGCCUGAUGAAUCCUUUGAUGAAAUGGACAGUACGCUAGCUGUUCAGCAGUAUAUUCAACAGAACAUAAGAGCAGAUUGUUCCAAUAUUGAUAAAAUUCUUGAACCACCAGAAGGCCAAGAUGAAGGUGUAUGGAAGUAUGAACAUUUAAGGCAAUUCUGUCUUGAGCUCAAUGGACUAGCUGUCAAACUUCAGAGUGAAUGCCAUCCAGAUACAUGUACUCAGAUGACAGCAACUGAACAAUGGAUUUUUCUUUGUGCAGCUCAUAAAACUCCAAAAGAGUGUCCCGCUAUAGACUAUACCAGACACACACUUGAUGGUGCUGCAUGUCUUCUGAAUAGCAAUAAAUAUUUUCCUAGCAGGGUUAGCAUAAAGGAAUCAUCUGUAGCAAAACUAGGAUCAGUAUGCCGUAGGAUUUACAGAAUAUUUUCACAUGCUUAUUUUCAUCAUCGGCAGAUAUUUGAUGAAUAUGAAAAUGAAACAUUUUUGUGUCAUCGGUUUACUAAAUUUGUGAUGAAAUACAAUUUGAUGUCCAAGGAUAACCUGAUUGUACCAAUUUUAGAAGAGGAAGUUCAGAAUUCAGUUUCUGGGGAGAGUGAAGCAUGAAGGGAAUCAUAUAGAAAAAAUGUACUAAGCAUAAAAUUAACUUUCAUUAUGUACUGUAUAUAUAUAUCAUUUUAGACAUGUCAAUCAUGUAUCCAUAUUAGAGCCUCUUUGUUUAGGAUAUAGGUUUUUGUAUGCUGAGUGUUGCCUUUUAAAAUGGGGAAAAACUUUUUAAGUUAUUCAUGAGCUGUAUAUUCACUGGUGUGGCACUCAUGGUUUUUAAAUAAGAUUAGUAUUAUCUGUUUAUAAUGCUUGUUAAUAAAAGAAUUUACAGUUUGGUAAAAUUGCUGCUAAACAAUCAUUGGAUCACAAUCCUCAUCAAAUAAACCCAUCUAUAAAAAGAUGAGUGAGCUUGAGGUUUCACACAAGCCAUUUGCUAAAGAAAUAGUAAUGUUUUCCUUUAGUUUUGCCCGAGUUUAGAUAGUCUAGAAAAUUCUGUAGUACAUAGUUCAGUCUUAACUGCUAACUUUUCAAAAAUGAGAUAAAAGUUUUAAAAAUCUGUUUAUAGUUUUUGAUAUACAUUUAUGAUCAUGUGUAUAUCCAAAUAUAAAUCCAAUGAAGCAUUAGUAAUACUGAAAUAAUCUUAAUACUACAUAAAGUAUAUUCUGGACCCACAUACUUGGAAAGGAUUUACCUUUUUGCAACAGUGGACUGUUACAUACAAGACGGUGAUAAUGAUAGGUGUGUGAAUGAUGCUCCCACUGGAAACCUACCCUGUCCUUCCCUUCUCAUUGCUCUUAAUACCCACAUCCCCUCCCCACCUCUGCACUAAACUGCAUUAGCUGAGAAGCUUUUCACCAGACUGUGAUUUAGUGGUGGCUUAUACCUAUUUAUAUUGUAUUAAUUGCUUACAGACUUAUACCUCAUGUUAGCAAUUACACUACAGGAAAAAUGUAUUGGCAUAGGCUCUUAUUUACCUUUGUUUUACAAAAUUGUUCUAACUACUUGGAAAACAGUUUUUUUAAAUAGCUUGACUCAUUCUGUUAGUAAUGUUACUCUAACUAUCAAGGCAGCAUUUAAAUUGAGUUGAAAAAUAUUGUAGUAUUUAUUUUUAUGACCUUACCCUGCAAAGUGUAUGUUUGAAUUAUAUGCACGUAACAUUUUUUUGCAAUUAUUUACAGGUUCCAAGGGUGUUGAUGAAUAGUCAUACGCUUUUUGAACUUUGUUAUAAUUCAGUGUAUAACAAGGAUUCAAAUGCAGAUUUUACAAUCUUGUGAUUUACUGAAUGCAGUUUUUAACAAAGCACUGGAGGUCUGGUUGUUAAACUGGUUGCAGUGAGGCACUAAGAUAGGCUACAAAAUUGUACAUGUAGCAAAGAAAAUACAUAAAUCCAUCUCUUGAACAGAAUUAACAAACACGUGGAACUUUUUUUCCACUUAAAAUAGUUAUUUUGAAAUGAAGAUGCGAAUGUAUUCAUCUUACUUGAUUUGUGUUUUUCAAAUUUGAGGAAAUAUUUUAUAUCAUCUAAUGAGUACAGCAAACAUGUAGGAAAUAGUAACAUACUGAGAGUGUGUAUAUAUACUUACUAUGCCUAACCCUACCAGUAUAUGUGAUUGUGGAACAGUGCUAUUCUAGCAGCCAGUCAUUAUUUUACCACAACCCACAACUGUCUUUUAAGAAGUCUUAUGGUUAUAGUGAAAGGAAUGUUGACUUUGGAAUUAUACAUUUAUAUUAAUGUCACUAUAAACCAAUGGGAAUAUUAAUUUUUACACAAACUUGCUAAAUACUGAGAGACUAAACUACUAAGUUAAUAAAUUAUAUAUAGCAAUAUAGCUGUUCUCUCUAUCAGGGGUGUCCAACCUGUGGCCCAGGAUGGGUAUGAAUAUGGCCCAACACAGAAUUGUAAAUUUACUUAAAACAUUACUUAGUUUUAUUACUUAAAGAUGUAUAUUUUCUAUAUUAGUGAUCACAAACGAUGCUAGACGAUUUUAAAAGAUUAUUGAAAGGGCCGCUGCAUAAUUAGGGUUAUUAUGUGAGGACUUUUUUGCUUGUCUGUGGUGGCAGAUAUCAUGAAAAUUAUGCAUGGACCUUUUUUUUUUUUUUUAUCAUCAGUUUUCAUUAGUGUUUGUGUGUUUAAUAUGUGGCCCAGAGACGCCAAAAGGUUGGACACCCUUGCAUCUAGAUGGUGACUCAAUGGAUUUCUGUUGCAGUGGCUGGGAUUGGUAGUCUGGCUAAGUAUCUUGAAACACAUUUUGAAUAAUAUGGCUUAGUGUUAAUGGGGAAAUAAAAUGUUUUUUUCUUACUUAUUCCAUCUUCCCUGUGCUGUGUUUGGAAUUGAUUAUUAAGUAAACAAACAAACAAA
Phyllostomus discolor (pale spear-nosed bat) is the source of this 3091-nucleotide messenger RNA. RefSeq names its product MOB-like protein phocein. Lineage: Eukaryota; Metazoa; Chordata; Mammalia; Chiroptera; Phyllostomidae. The transcript is spliced from 8 exons. The record is from RefSeq and is a predicted model, not a curated record. Gene Ontology annotation, molecular function: metal ion binding; protein-folding chaperone binding; ATP binding. Gene Ontology annotation, cellular component: mitochondrial matrix; cytoplasm. The coding region runs from base 115 to 792 and encodes 225 amino acids.